GCAAAUCUAGGUGUUUUAAUGAAGAACAAGGGCUGACAGUCUUUUGAAGAGUGCCUCGAAUCAGGAAAGUUUGAAAACCACUCGUCUAUUGAUUUACCAUCGAAACUGGUAAAAAGUUGUUUCUUCAACAUGAAGGCUGUGAUCAAAAUGUUUCUUCUGAUUUUACUUUUACAAACUACAAACAGCCGUGUCAAUGGAAACUCGAACGAACCCUCCUGUACUGAGGACAGAGGCAAGAAGACUUUUCAAAUAAUCUUUUCCUCGGUUGAAGAUCUGGAAAAAAAAUUAAGAAACGAUCCUGACCUACAACGCUACUUGGAAGAGAAACUAUCGACAAAUGCAGAAGAAUAUGAAAUAACAACAGUUCUUCAAUCUAUCGAUCCUCAACUAAGUGAGACAUCAGCUACUUAUCCACAGAUGUGGACCACUCAUGCUGAAAUGACAACAGAAAAACCAACUACUGACGACCUUAAGACAUGGAAUAAAUCAAGCAACAAAUAUUAUUACAAACUAUUUGGCGACCCAGUCAACUACGCGACUGCUAAAGCAAAUUGUCGAAAGUUAGGAGCCGAUCUUGCAUCAGUGGGAGUAAGGAAUACUACCGUCCGCAGCGAAAUACUCCAAAUGGUGAAAUCAGGAGGAAAACAUACUUGGGUUGGUCUGGAUGACAUUGAACACGAAGGAAAAUAUGUUUGGGCUGAUGGCGUAGAUUCAACAAAAGAUAAUACCGAUUGGGAUGGUCGCCAACCGGACAACUAUUUCAACGAAGAUUGUGUAGAGUUCAAUCCUUACAUGAAUUGGAAGUUAAAUGACGCUACAUGCUCAUUGAGCAAAUAUUAUAUUUGCGAAAAAUCUUAA
Styela clava is the source of this 858-nucleotide messenger RNA. The record is from RefSeq and is a predicted model, not a curated record. Lineage: Eukaryota; Metazoa; Chordata; Ascidiacea; Stolidobranchia; Styelidae.